UUGCAGAGCACGAGCUCCGGACCGAGCAGGCUGGCACUCACUCAUGGUUCCUCCGCGGAGCCCCGCUUCAUCCUGACUCCAGCCGCACUUGUUCAGGAGCAAACCGCCUCGCGACCGCUUGACUUCCCUGCUUUGGACGCACCAUGGACACGCGCCGGUGGAGUAGCGGCGUCCGGCUGGUGGCGUGGACGUGUGUCUGGAGCUCGGCGUUGCUCAGCACCGGGUGCAUCCCCGCGAAUGAAGUGAACCUACUGGAUUCCCGCUCUGUGAUGGGAGACCUUGGAUGGGUGGCCUACCCUAAGAAUGGGUGGGAGGAGAUCGGGGAAGUGGAUGAAGACUACGCACCCAUCCAUACCUACCAAGUGUGUCGAGUCAUGGAGCAGAACCAGAACAACUGGCUCCACACUAACUGGAUCCUGACAGAGGGAGCCCAGCGAGUCUUCAUCGAGCUCAAAUUCACAUUGAGAGACUGCAACAGCCUUCCAGGUGGGGUCGGCACUUGCAAGGAGACUUUUAACAUGUACUACUAUGAGACGGACGGAGAUGAGGAUGAAAUGGAGUACGGCGAGAUGAGAGAUGGAGUCGGUAUCACAGACGAGGAAGACCGAGCCCUGAAGGAGAGCAGAUACAUUAAAAUAGACACAAUAGCAGCGGAUGAGAGCUUCACUGAGCUCGACCUUGGAGAUCGUGUGAUGAAGCUCAACACAGAAAUCCGCGAUUUAGGUCCAUUGACUCGUAAAGGUUUUUACCUGGCCUUCCAGGAUUUGGGAGCCUGUAUCGCUCUUGUGUCUGUGCGGGUUUUCUACAAACGCUGCCCUUUUCUUGUGAAAAGUCUAGCAGAGUUUCCCGACACGAUCCCAGGCUCGGAGGCAUCACAGCUUGUGGAGGUGGUGGGACGCUGUGUGAAUAACUCCCUGCCUCUAUAUGAGCCUCCCAGGAUGCAUUGCAGCUUGGAAGGAGAGUGGUUGGUGCCAAUUGGGAAGUGUGUGUGCCAGCCAGGAUUUGAGGAAAUAAACGGGUCAUGUCAAGUCUGCAGAGCAGGGUUUUACCGCUCACUGCUUGAGUCCUUGGCCUGCAGUAAGUGUCCACCACACAGUGUGGCCAAACAGACUGGAGCUACCGCCUGCAGUUGCGAUGACGGCUACUACAAGAUUGAGUCGGACCCCCCCAACAUGGCGUGCACACGACCCCCAUCUGCCCCUCGCAACGCCAUCUCGAAUGUCAAUGAAACUAGUGUUUUCUUGGAGUGGUCCGUGCCGACGGAGACGGGUGGUAGAAAGGAUGUGCGUUACAACGUCCUAUGCAGACGUGUGUUGCCAGACAACCGAGGCUUUGAGGAGUGUGGUCCCAACGUACGCUUCCUUCCACGUCACGUCGGCCUGGCGAACACCUCAGUGAUGGUGGCCGACCUGCAGUCCCACACCAACUACAGCUUCUUGUUGGAGGCCAUCAACGGAGUGUCAGAUCUGGCCAAAGACCACACCAAGAAGUAUGUGUCCCUGAAUGUGACCACCAACCAGGCAGCUCCAUCUCCGGUCAGUGUGGUGAGAAAAGGUCAUGCAGGGAAGAGCAGCAUCGCGCUUUCUUGGGCUGAACCCGACCGUCCCAACGGAAUCAUCCUGGAGUAUGAGAUCAAGUAUUUUGAAAAGGAGCAGGACUCCAGUUACACAAUUAUAAAGUCAAAGGAGACUGAGAUGGUGGUGGAAGGCCUGAAGCCAUCUUCAGCUUACAUCUUCCAGGUACGAGCCAGGACCUCAGCUGGAUACGGUGCAUUUAGUCGCCGGUUUGAAUUCCAGACCAGCCCUUACUUAACAGCAACCAGCGAACGUGCUCAGGCUUCCAUAGUAGCGGUGGCCAUCACUCUGGCUCUGGUUGUAUUGGCAGUGGUUGCUGCCUUUCUGCUCAGCGGACGGCGUUGUGGCUACAGCAAAGCUAAGCAGGAUCCAGAGGAGGAGAAGAUGCACUUCCACAAUGGCCACAUCAAGUUUCCUGGUGUCCGGACUUACAUUGACCCGCUGACCUAUGAAGAUCCAAACCAAGCUGUGCAUGAAUUUGCUCAGGAGAUUGACGUCUCCUUCAUUUCCAUUGAGCGGAUAAUUGGCGCGGGGGAGUUUGGUGAGGUAUGCAGUGGUCCGCUGAGGUUACCGGGCAAGAGAGAAAUCCAGGUCGCCAUCAAGACCUUGAAAGCAGGUUACACAGAGCACCAGAGGCGGGACUUCCUGUGGGAGGCAUCAAUCAUGGGCCAGUUCAACCACCCAAACAUCAUCCGCCUGGAAGGUGUCGUCACCAAGAGCAAACCAGUGAUGAUCAUCACUGAGUACAUGGAGAAUGGAUCCUUGGACACUUUUCUGAAGAAAAACGAUGGCCAGUUUACAGUGAUUCAGUUGGUUGGAAUGCUGCGUGGCAUCGCCUCGGGCAUGAGGUAUCUUUCCGACAUGGGGUACGUCCAUCGGGAUCUGGCAGCCCGUAACAUCCUGGUGAAUGGGAAUCUGGUCUGCAAAGUUUCCGAUUUUGGCUUGUCACGAAUUUUGGAAGACGAUGCAGAGGCAGCCUAUACCACACGGGGAGGUAAGAUCCCUAUUCGCUGGACGGCUCCAGAGGCCAUCGCUUUCAGGAAGUUCACUUCAGCCAGUGACGUGUGGAGUUACGGCAUUGUCAUGUGGGAGGUCAUGUCUUACGGAGAGAGGCCGUACUGGGAGAUGUCCAAUCAAGAUGUCAUAAAGGCAGUGGAGGAGAGCUAUCGGCUGCCAGGUCCUAUGGAUUGCCCGGAGGCGCUCUAUCACCUAAUGAUGGACUGCUGGCAGAGGGAACGCAGCAGCCGGCCCAAGUUUGACGAGAUCGUCUGUCUACUAGACAAACUCAUCCGCAAUCCCAGCUCAUUAAAGAAAUUGGUCAACUCCUCGCACAGGGUCUCCAACCUCUUGGUGGAGCACGCAAGCGUGGAUGGAGAUUGCAUCAGCUGCACCAAAACUGUUAGCGAAUGGCUGGAUUCCAUCAAAAUGGGUCGUUACACUGAGCUCUUCAUGGAGGGAGGCUACUCCUCUCUGGAGACAGUGGUCCACAUGACAUCAGAGUAAGGCCAACAGGGAUUUGCGGAGAGUCGGGGUGAACCUCGCCGGUCAUCAGAAAAAAAUCAUCACAAGCAUACAGGAGAUGAGAGUCCAGAUGAACAGCAGCUCCACAAGCGUGAACAUAUGAAACGUUUCUUUUUUACACACACACGCACACCUAUACAUACACACACAUACACACACUCGUACGGACCUAAAAUGUGAUGAAGAAUUUGCUGAUGGACCUAAAGCAGCAUAGCACUUUUAAGGACGAAGGAGGUGAAACUAUGGGCCGCCAACGGGGAUUUUGCUGUGGCAUUGGGAUGAAGAGAUUUUGAUAAGGAAACCGACUCUGACAUCCACAACUGAAGACGCUCACUGGAUGUGAAUCUUGGGGGAAAUGAUCGCUGGACUUUUCGUAAAAGAACAGUUGACCUCUGGUGACGCUUUGGCAGCGACCAGCUCUUUUAUGGCUGUGCACCAUUUUUCAGACGAUCAAGCAGCAUGAUUCAACCUUUUCCAGCCUGUCUCAGGAUUUUUUUGAGCCCAGUGGAUGUGAACAGUGCUGUUUUCUCUACAGAGGUACCGAGUCAGUGGAGUCAGCACCAUUCUCAGGCAGGGUAUCAGUGGGCCAAGUGGUAUUGAACCAGCGAUGAAAUCCAGACUCUCAAUCAAAAACAUCAGCAUCUAUCCGUGUAAUGCAUUGUGUCCUGAAUUGGUAUGUGUCAGAGUCUACGAUGAGUCUUUUUUUUUUAUUUAAGAAAUGAAGUUUUUGGUUCUGCCUUUUAAGUGAAUGUACAUUUCAGCGGUGAAGGUAUCACUACGACAACAGAUCUGGGUCAAAUAACCUCCCGACGCAGGUUGUUGAUAGGCGAUUUAAAGAACUCAUCUGGAGCGAUCUAAUCUCACCACGAAAGGACCUUCAUUAUCCCGAUGAGCAUUGUUGAGCCUCACUCGUGUUCUAUAGAACAAACUCUGCGUAUGGUCCUGGACAGCUGGAAACACUCAUCAUCAUCACCACUGUAUAUUCCACUGGGAAGGACUUCAUUUUAUCACUUGGAUUCCGGUGGAUCUGAGAACCGGUAUGGUUCUGUUCAGAUCUUCUGCAAACCAGUGGGAUCAGCUCAGAUUCCUCUCAAGCUUUCUUCCACCAGUGCACUCUCAGACCUUCAUGGAGCCUUCACACCAGCUUUCAGGUACCACAGGAAACCUUCUCUCAGUGAUCUCACUUCCCCUCAACCACAGGUCCAGAAAACACCUCACCCUACUGCUUAAUCUAGGCGGCAAUAUGGAAGAUGUGAUAAUCAUUUAUUUAUUUAAAGACUUGUCUUUUCAACGAUGCAUAGCUGAUAUGCGUCUCGACUACUAAGCAGCACUGGCUACAUGUGUUUCAUGUAUAUAAUGUAAUAUGUAUAUAUAAAUAUAUAUUUAAACAGGGAGCGCUGUUUUCAGCCAUCCCAUGGACACGAUGAGGUUCUCUGAAGAAGAGUGCUUAAAAUAAGUCUUGCGCUGUUUGAGCUUCAGAUGAACGGACGAAUUGGCUCAGUUAAAUUCUGCAUUGAUGCACUUUGAGUGUAAGACCAACUUGAGGUGAGAACUAAAGUGUUUCUUGUCCAAGACCACAACAUAAGUCAGUCGCGACAAGGUGCCGUAAAAGGGAUUUUUCUCAAUUACUAUUUUGCUGCUAACUUUGAGUGAACAAAUAAGCACAAUGCAUGUGGCCCCAAAUGAAGAUGUCCCUCUGAUUCGACUGGCAGAGGUGUAAAGUUCUGCCGUUACAUCUCUUGCUGUACUUCCUCUCUGAUGUGUUGCCAAUGCUCCAACAAAAGAACCUGUACACACACUCUUUACUGAUGAUGUCUAUGUAUUUUAUUGUGUUGUGGAGAGCGGGGUUUCAGAGGACACUUGACUGUUUGAAGUGCAGAGAAAACCACAAGCAAAGAAUGUAAGGCGACCUUUUGGGAAGACUUCAAGGCUGUUGGGCACCAUUUUGUCUUUUCUUUCUCACCGCUGUUCUUUAAAUCAUAUCACAGGUAGAGAGCGUGUCGUAAAGCUUUACCUUAACCUAACACUUGAGCUUGAGAUUGAUGCACAUCUCUAGGGCUUGUCUAGUGUAGCGUUUAUGGUGAGAUAUGAACGUCUGUCUCGCACUCCAUGACUUGUCACGAGAAGAGGUAGAAGUAGCUACCAAACCUUUUUGGGGACGUUGUGCUGUCUCCAUUUAGCUGUAGAUGUGCGUAACUUCAGACAACAUCUGCCUUUUCCAAAGUGCAAAUCCAAACGUUUUGCUCAGCUGAAGUCAGUCCAUCUUUUCAAAGGCAAGCGUCACUGGAACCCUCUUCAUUUGGAAUUAUCCUGUCAUUUGAAUGGACAUCUGUUUUCACUCAGCCUUAUCUUGCUAGCACCACGUACAGGCUUCACAUUUCAAAUCUGCUCAUUUGUGUAUCCACGCAUGAUGGAAGCUGUUAAUGACAUGGGUGACACAAAGUCAUGGAGCGCGACACACGCGCAGCCAUAGUAAAGAGCUACAUUUAUUGCCAGCGCCGCUCACAUUUUCAGCCCAGAUUUUUCUUCCCAUAAGGCGUAUGUGUGGACGGCCAGUGAAGGAAGUGCAUUAUAUCUUACACCACGCUAAAGAUAAUUAGGCUACGUUAAUUUUCCACAUGAAUGAUCAAAGAGGAAAUUGAAGUCAUUCUUAAGAUUCAUCAUUCAUCACAAAUAUAGGUAGCUAAUAGCACACUUGUGUAAGUAAGUGCCUCGCAUCUUUUGACCACCAUUAUUUCCUCCUCUGCUGAAACGGCCCAAUCUUCCCCCACUUUUCACGAAUUAAACUUUUUGCCAACAAUUCUAGCAGGCAAUGAGAAGAAUGUCAGACAUGAUGUUUGUUGGAACUGUUUAAUUUGCACUUUAGCAGAAAAGCAUCACCUGGUGGCAAGUGUACAAGUCAUUUUCUGGCUCCGUGAUCUAUAACUGUUGCAAGAUGUGCUUGUAUAUGCUGAUGAUGUGCAUCCUUAUUGUCAAUACUGUACUAGCAAUGGCGCAAAAGUUGACCGAUCGGAGCUGGCUAUCUUGAGCACAUUUUUUUUUUACACGAUGAAGGAACGCUAGCAGAGAUGAAUCGCUUUGUUUCUGAAGAGUGUUAUGGUGCUGUGAGGCUGGAGGCUGUGUGGUGUCACAGCGAAGAACGAGACCUAAAACCCAUCAGGUCUGUUUGAUAUUGGAAAUUCACAUCAGACACUUGAAGCAAAUUGAUAUUCAUCAGAAACUACAGUUGGUGACACAUUUUUGGAGAACAAAUUCGCACCAGGAUUCGGAGUAAAAGCCCCUGUAGGCUUCUGCUCUGGCUACAUUUAUGCAAAUGAGCAUAAGUAUAUGCGGAUUUGUCACUGAGGAGCAGAUGGUAUAUGCAGGAACCUUGUAGACCUUGUUAAGGAAGUGAGAAUGGGAGAUUAUGAUUCAUACUUCAUGAAAUGAGAAGUCUGAACUGUACACAGUCGAUAUGAAGGAAAUAUGUUAAAGUGUGAGUUGCUGGACACAUUGAAAACACUACAUCACCACUUUAUGUUUGUGACGUAUAAACUUGAUUUUCUUCUGAAUUCUGGUUUCCUAUGGUCAAAACUCUUUUCAAGAAGGAUUUAUCUGAACACUAGGUUUAAGAUCGAAAUGGAAAUUGAAGCUCCUCUGGCUGAACCAUCGACGGUUAACAUUUUUGAAUCAACAAAUCAAAAUCUUGACGUGUGACAGGGUUGAGGACGAAUAUCUGACGUCCUCAAAAUGUGUAUUUGUUGUGGGUGCAAUGACGCCGUCCUCCUCACGAUUGCAUACGAAACUCAGGAUGUGUAUUAUAGCUCCCAUUAUUGGGUCACAAAUAUGGCGAUAAUUUUCAACUGCAACAAACGGAUUUCCUUCCAGUCAUAAUUUCAUUGGUUAAACGCAGAUUUAAAAGAAGUGAAUGACUUUUGUGAUUUAUGGAACGCACAGUGAAUAUACUUACCGGUUGAUGUGCUAUUAGUUUGUCAUCGAGACUCUGUGUUGAUGUUUUUGUAGUGUGUC
Molecule: messenger RNA, 7103 nt
Organism: Synchiropus splendidus (mandarinfish)
Lineage: Eukaryota; Metazoa; Chordata; Actinopteri; Syngnathiformes; Callionymidae
Product: ephrin type-A receptor 5
Exons: 19
Coding region: 144-3077 (977 amino acids)
Biological process (GO): axon guidance; cell surface receptor protein tyrosine kinase signaling pathway; protein phosphorylation
Cellular component (GO): plasma membrane; neuron projection
Molecular function (GO): protein binding; ATP binding; transmembrane-ephrin receptor activity
Source: RefSeq, a predicted model, not a curated record